AAAAAACAGGUCCCAAUACCCUCCAACAAUCCACUCCUCCCCUCUUCAUCCAACGUGAAAAACCGGAGUUGCUGUCCGAGAGUGUCUCAGUCUCCAGGAAGCAGCUGGGAGUUCAAGAGCCAUGACAAUGGCCCAGAGCCUGUAAACCCUCGAACGGGAUCUCGCUACUGGGCUGCGCAAGGCCCUGGACACUGGGAGGUAGGUAUCUGGACUCAAGGAGCGAAGGGAAAAAGGCCUUAAUAUCCUGGGAAACAAGAGAUUAAUGCAACUUUAAUGGACUUUUAGAGAGCCGUAGGGAGAGUAAGGAAUCACAAAAGGAAUAGACGGAUCUCAACAGAAAACAAACGCAAAGAAAUAGUGGUCUGCAAACGUAAAAGUCAAAAGGUAAAGCCUUGGAGGGAUAGAGAGAGAUAGAGGAGGAAGAGAAGGUCAAACAGUAGAGGAAGAAAUCCAAAGGUAGGGGAGGUGAUUACAGAGGCAACCAUGAGAAGCAUUACAUGGAGCAUCAUGCUUUGCCUCUCCAUCUGCAUGUUCUGUAAGAGUUAUUCAGGAAAUGAACUUCUGCAAUCACGGCAGCGGCGGGCACCUGCUGACGACCCCAAAAAGUGUGCUUACACUUUCUUGAUGCCUCAGCAAAAAAUCACUGGUCCGAUCUGUGCUUCUGCCACUGGGCCCGAGCCAGACAAGGACCGGGUGAACCGUAUGGACAUUGCUGAUGUGAGGGAGAUCCUAUCCAAGCAGCGGAGGGAGAUUGAGAUGCUUCAAAUAGCGGCGGAUGUGGAUGGGAACUUGGUAAAUGAAAUGAAGCUUUUGCGCAAAGAGUCCCGUAACAUGAAUUCCCGGGUGACGCAGCUCUACAUGCAACUGCUUCAUGAGAUCAUCCGCAAGAGGGACAACUCCCUGGAACUGGCACAGUUGGAGAACCGUGUGCUAAACGUCACCACUGAGAUGCUCCGCCUAGCCUCCCGCUACAAAGAGCUGGAGUUGCGUUUCGCAGGCCUUGCAGCCACUGUCAAUAACCAAUCGGUGCUUAUUGCUGCAAUGGAAGAGCGCUGUCUCCGUGGAUAUGGGCGUCAAGAUCUGCCGGCAGCGCCGCCAUUGGUGCAGGUGGUGCCAGAGAGCAUUCCCACCAACAACAACCGCUUCACCAAUGAGAUUCAGAGAGACAACAACAACCAAGCUUUUCCAAGGGGAUCACUGAUGGAUGCCCCAACGCCCGACCCCCUGGGGAUCCCACCACCUCCCCAGGGCACCUUCACCUCAGAUGGGCCAUUCAGAGACUGUUUCCAGGUGCGACAGGCAGGGCAUACUACCAGUGGGAUGUAUCUGUUGAAGGCAGAAGGCAGUGAUGGACUGAUUCAGGCCUGGUGCGAGCAUAAAUUAGACAAUGGAGGCUGGACUGUUUUUCAGCGAAGGAAAGAUGGUUCAGUCAACUUCUUCAGGAACUGGGAUAACUACAAGAAAGGCUUUGGAAACAUAGACGGAGAGCACUGGCUGGGAUUGGAGAACAUUUUUAACUUGGCCAAGCAGGGAGAUUACAAAUUGCUGGUGGAGUUGGAGGACUGGGUGGGGAAGAAAGUGUACGCUGAGUACAGCAGUUUUCACCUGGAACCUGAGAGUGAGGCCUUCAGAAUGAGACUGGGCACCUACCAGGGCAAUGCUGGAGACUCACUCACCAGCCACAACGGAAAACCCUUCACGACACUAGACCGUGAUAAAGACGCCUUUACAGGCAACUGUGCUCAUUUCCACAAAGGCGGUUGGUGGUACAACGCAUGCGGUCAAACAAAUCUGAACGGGGUGUGGUACUCUGGCGGUGUGUAUCGCAGCAAGUUCCAGGAUGGAAUCUUCUGGGCCGAGUAUGGAGGCGGGUUCUACUCACUCAAAUCGGUCCGUAUGAUGAUCCGGCCAAUAGACUGAGGUCAAGACACCACAACCCUCAAUGAAUCUAAAUUCCAACCAAAUGAGUCUAAAUUCCUUGAAUGUACUCAUAAUUCAAUUCAGCACUUAUUUAUAAUCACAAGUUCACGUUUAUGAGGACUGAUAUGUAAAACAGUAUAGUCAUCAUUGGUACAGCACUGAGUACCAAUAAAAAUCACGAAAGUCUACUUACGGUGGAGUGGAAGGACCUGCGACUCUUACAUCAAUGUCAUCUUGUCUCUUGAAAUGUCCAUCCCCACACAGAGAAGACAAACCCAGAAACUCUUGGUCAAAGUCUGACUAGGAGAUGGUCAACAUCAGCAUCCCCUGCUCUUCUUCAUCUCUUCCAUGUUCUUUUAAGGAUCUUCAUCAACAUUCUCUUUUUCAUAUUCUUUUUCAUUGCAAACCCUUCAUCCUCACUGCUGUCCCAUUUCUUCUGACUCUUACUCAUCCUCAUAGCUUGGACUGAGGACAUCAAUGCCUCAAAUAAAGACUUUUAAUCAAAGAUCUCCUCAACAAAUCAGAUAUCCACUACUGGCAACACCUUUGCCGUAUACUCUUUACUGACGUGUAUCUGUAACAAUAAGGACUGGCACUGGGCCGUACUGUUCGCCAGGCACCAACGGCUUUUAGGUGUGAUGUUGGUCUGUAAAUAUUCUUCAUGUUUGUAUUUGUUUGUUUAUAAUUUAAGGACUCACCUCCAAUCCACCCUUUUUCAUUUGUUAUUUAUAGUGAUUUGUAUUUAUGACAGAUAUAACCCUCCAAACAUCUAUUUAUCCUUGAUUAUGAUGUGAUAUGCUUUUGUGAUGUAUACAUUUACCCACAGGAAGAAUAUUUCAACUAAGGGUGAUUAUUUUGGUCUUUUUGACAACUAGAGUACUUGAUGGAAAAAUCAGCCAUGUACUUGAGAAGUUGGGGGAUGGAGUGAGUUCUGAUUGUGUUAUUUUUUUUAUUUUUUUGGGGUAUAUCUGCACUACUAGUCAAAAAGUCUGGACACACAUGAUUGAAUUUAUAUUUCAUAAUUUUAAAACCAUUUGAUCCAAGCACUUAUGCAUAAAUGCUUGAGUUGUGCAAAUAUAAAAUCUCGCUAUGUGUGUCUUAACUACAAAACUAAAAUGUUACUGAAACACUUCACAACAACUUUGUAUUUGGUAACAUUAGUAAACUACAUCAGUUAACAUGAAUUUACUAAACUUUUACAGCACUUAAAAUUCUUGGUUAAAUAUUAAAUUUAACAUACUAGUCAAAGUCUUUCAAGCAAGUCAGUCCAAUGUCGGCCAUCUUUGGAACACUCUCGGGAGGCUAUUUCCAGUCAUGACAGUGCAACUCCAAUCUACUUGAAUGGGGAAAUGCAGAAAUCUAAAAAAUGGUUGGUUAAGAUUACGAUCAAAAAACAUAUUUUGAAUUAGCAAUAAAAUCUGACAACAUUGGAAUAAUAAAUUGUGCUUCUUCACCUCAUAUUACGCUAAAAACUCAAUUUUCCUGGUUUGUUUAGCUGAUGCGAAUACACAUUUGAGUUGAUUAACAGGCUAUGUCUGUAUCUAUAAGGUGAUUGGCUCUUCAACCUGUAAGGCAGGACUUCCUUUCUACAUCAAUUGACCAUUGGGUGCUGAGAGCUCCUUGGCUGGGCAUUCCAUUUUCUACAAUUCAUUUUAAUAGAAGUGGCCCAUCUCUGCUAAAUAGUCUCUGGUCCUAGAAUAUUUUUAACACCAAAAGUCGUAUAUAUUAACGUGACACCUAAUGCAUUUGCUAAUGUAAUAUUAACUAAUAGAACUUUAUUGUAAAGUGUUAUCAAUGUUAUUUUAUUAUUAUUAUGAUUUUAUCAGAUUUUUUUUUUGGACUUGACAGUGAAGGAGAGGGAGGCAGUAUGUGUCCAGCAUACACGGGAACUCCUUCAAUACUGUUUAAAAGUAUUUCAGGUGGAUACCUCCAAUUGGUUGAAAGACUUGAGUGUGCAGAGCUGUAAACUAUAGUGGUGACUUUGAGGAAGAUAAAAAUAAGAUACUUUGAUUUGUUAAACAUUUUGUUCAUUGCAUAACUUCCAUUUGUUAAUUGAUGACUUCACUAUUAUUCUCAAAGAAUGAGUAGGUGUGGUGGGUGAGUAAAGUGAGUAAAGCUCAGUGAGUAAAGGCACUGACUACCACCCCUGGAGUUGCAAGAUCGAAUCCAGGGUGUGCUGAGUGAAUCCAGCCAGGUCUCCUAAGCAACCAAAUUGGCCCGGUUGCUAGGGAGGGUAGAAUCACACGGGGAAACCUCCUGGUGGUCGCUAUAAUGUGUGGUUCUUGUUCUUGGUGGGGCACGUGUCGAGUUGUACCAGAAUGCCGCGGUGGGUAGUGUUGUCCUCCACAUGCACAAAGUCUCCAAGGUAACACGCUCAACAAGCCACGUGAUAAGACACACGGACUGACGUCUCAGAUGCUGAGGCAACUAAGAGUCACUACGCCACCACGAGGACAUAGAGCACAUUGGGAUUUGGGCAUUCCAAAUUGGGGAGAAAAAAAAAUAAUUAAUGAGUAGGUGUGUCUAAACUUUUGACUGGUAGUGUACAUAUGCAUCAGACGGAUAUGUUGUGCAUUAGGUCUUCCUGUUUUUGAAGUGUCUCAUGGCAUGAACGUUAAGGUUAAGACAGCAAGAUAAAAAUAGUUUUAAAAACGUGUCUUUAGACCUCACAUUAUAUUCUGUUCAGUUCUGCUCUAACCAUUUUAAUAUUUUUUUUUUAACACAAAAACGUCCUGUGUGUACACUUUCUAAUCUGCUCUAUACAGUGUUGAGCCCUGUGACUGACUGACUAUAUAACCCUGUAAUGGCAUUGACACAAGUUACCGGCCCCCUCUAAUAAAGUUACCACCAAUAACGACACUGUAAAACAUUGCAAAUUAAAUUUGCUAUUUAAAAUUUGCCAUAAGGUGCCAUUUUGGCACAUUUACCUAUAGUUGUUACAGGACAAACAAUGUGUUUUAAUGAACAACCAUUGCUUUCACUUUUAAAUACUUUGGUGCUUGCAUUAUAGACAAUAACUAAGGCUUGUCCUCUCUUACAGACAAGGACAAAUAAACACACCAUAAACACA
This is a messenger RNA of Xyrauchen texanus (razorback sucker), 4990 nucleotides long. RefSeq names its product angiopoietin-related protein 1-like. Bases 484 to 1920 code for a protein of 478 amino acids. Gene Ontology annotation, biological process: cell surface receptor protein tyrosine kinase signaling pathway. Lineage: Eukaryota; Metazoa; Chordata; Actinopteri; Cypriniformes; Catostomidae. The transcript is spliced from 5 exons. The record is from RefSeq and is a predicted model, not a curated record.